This is a messenger RNA of Girardinichthys multiradiatus, 543 nucleotides long. RefSeq names its product interferon a3-like. The record is from RefSeq and is a predicted model, not a curated record. The transcript is spliced from 5 exons. The coding region runs from base 1 to 543 and encodes 180 amino acids. Lineage: Eukaryota; Metazoa; Chordata; Actinopteri; Cyprinodontiformes; Goodeidae. Gene Ontology annotation, cellular component: extracellular region. Gene Ontology annotation, biological process: defense response; response to exogenous dsRNA. Gene Ontology annotation, molecular function: cytokine receptor binding.
AUGCUGAGCAGGAUUUUCUUCGCUUGUGUCUUUCUCUGUCUGUGCUGCGCAUGCUCCCCGCUGAGCUGCAGGUGGAUGGACCAUAAAUUCAGACAGUACAGCGAAAACUCCUUAAAUCUACUGGAUAUGAUGGCAUACCAUUACGUCAAUCAGGAUGCUGGGGUGAACAGUGUGCCUUUCCCUCAUCAGCUGUACAAUCAGGCUUAUAGAGCAUCUGCUGAGGGUAGAUUUGCCUUCACAAUUCAGAUCUUGAAGGAGGUUUGUGCCCUGUUUGAGGAAGAUGACAGCUCUUCAUCAUGGCAGGAGAUCACAGUGGAGCACUUUCUCAACGUUGUCAACAAACAGGCUGAUGAGCUUCAGCUCUGUGUUGGAAAUGAAAACAGACCAAACAGGAGGCUGCAAGCAUAUUUUAAGAGGCUCUCACGUACUGUGUUUGAACAACUGGGUCACAGUGCUGAAGCCUGGGAGCUGAUCCGGAGAGAAAUUAAAGUCCAUCUACUCAGAGUGGACCAUCUGGUUUCUUCUCUGUUUACCUCCAACUGA